Molecule: messenger RNA, 396 nt
Organism: Corapipo altera (White-ruffed manakin)
Lineage: Eukaryota; Metazoa; Chordata; Aves; Passeriformes; Pipridae
Gene: DMAC2
Product: distal membrane arm assembly complex 2
Exons: 3
Source: RefSeq, a predicted model, not a curated record
UGUCCCUGUCCCAGCUGUCCCCCCUGAUGACCCCCUGGUGACCCCUGGUGACCCCCUGUGUGUCCCCCUGUCCGCAGUGUCCCUGUCCCAUCUGUCCCACCUGGAGCUCUCGGGGUGUCCCCACGUCUGUGACUGGACCCUGGGGCGGCUCCACGUGUUUGGGGACACCCUGAGGCACCUGGGGCUGGCCCGGUGUCCCCAGGUCACCGAGCGGGGCCUGGCCACGCUGCACCACCUCAGGUCCCUGCGCUCCCUGGACGUGUCGGGGCUGUCGGUUCCCAGCCCGGGGCUGCUGCGGAUCCUGCUGGAGGAGAUGCUCCCGGGCUGCCGAAUCCUGGGAAUGGAGGAGCCCGGGACGCCCCCGGCCCCCCCCUGACAAUAAAACUGCUGCCCCCA